This is a messenger RNA of Drosophila busckii, 1689 nucleotides long. RefSeq lists its product as uncharacterized. Bases 1 to 1689 code for a protein of 562 amino acids. Gene Ontology annotation, molecular function: protein binding. NCBI's taxonomy places the organism in Eukaryota, Metazoa, Arthropoda, Insecta, Diptera, Drosophilidae. Gene Ontology annotation, biological process: cell differentiation; multicellular organism development. The transcript has 6 exons. The record is from RefSeq and is a predicted model, not a curated record.
AUGAGUAACGCAGCUAGAGAAGCACAAGUCAAGAAGUGGCUGCUGCUGGCCACACUAAUUGCUGGCCCAGUGACGUGGGCGUGGGCGUUGGAGCAUGAAAACAUGCUGUGCGCCAAUGAUAAUACGCCCACGUGUGGACGCAGCCGCGGUGAGUAUUUGAUCUUCAAGAACGAGUGUGAGCUGCGCAAGGCGCAACGUGAGAAUCUAAUGGCGGCACCGCUGUUUGAUGUGGCGCUGCAUUAUUGUUUGCCUGGCUGUGAGUUUGGCUGCGAGGAUGUUUACCAACCUAUAUGUGGUGUAAGUGUGGCUAGCAAUGAGCGCAGAACAUUUAGAAAUCGCUGUGAAAUGACGCGCGCUGGUUGCUAUGCCAAGUCGGAUUGGCUGCUGUACAAAUGGGGCGUGUGUCCCAGCAGCAGCAGACCCAACGAACUGCAGCAGCCGCAGCAUAGCGUGUUGAUAGGACAGCGCAAGCGUCGCCGUCCGCUGCCCUGCACCAAUAUCUAUCGUCCUGUGUGCGCGAGUUAUGCAGGCGUCAAGUCGAGCUUCAGCAAUGAGUGUUUGGUUAAUGCGGAGAACAUCCGAACAGGCAGAAACUGGCGCAUUAUUUCACAAGGACUUUGUGGCGAGGACAGCACCAAAAUGAAGCAUAAUCGCAAGUAUAAGCCUAAGAGCAAGCCCAAGAAUAUGGAGCGCAGCAAGCGCAGCGAUAAGCAGCAGAAUGAGCUUGCGGGCUUUGAAAAUGCUGUGCACAUCUUUGCGCCCUCGACUUUUCACACGCAGUUCAUCAGCAAUGAUGGCAUGGCCAUGGAGAAAAGCUAUUCGCUGCCAGCGCGCAAGCCCAGCAGCAGCAGCAAGCUAAUGAGCGUCUAUGGCAGCUUUGAAAUGAAGCCCAAGCUGCAGUCCGCGCACAAGAGCUGCGUCUUUAGCAAUGAGCCAGUCUGCGGCAGCUUCAAUGGCGAAACGCGCAGCUUUAGCAAUGUGUGCGAGCUUAUGCAGUACAGUCAAACUGUAGGCAAUGCUUGGACUGUGCUAUAUGAAGGCGCCUGUCGUCAAUGCGAUAAGCCAUGCCCAACUGUCUAUAGUCCCAUUUGCGCCAAUCGCAAUGGCAUUAACUACACCAUUAUAAACGAAUGCUACUUGGAGCGCCUGCGCUGCAAGGAUCCCAACAGCGUUUGGCGCAUAACACAACGCGCUGAAUGCGCGCAGCUCAACGAUGAAGUGUCCCAAAGCAUUGUGAGCAGCACACAAAAGUCCGCAUCACGCAUACCACAAAUGCUUUAUAGCAAUCAUAAAGCCACUGCAGCCAAAGCGCCAGCUGCAGCUCGAAAGCGUUUGCAUUUGCGCAAGCGUCUGCGCACUACAACUGUCAACACACCCACGCCCAAGGAUAUGAAUCGCAAGAUACGCAAGAUUGACGCAGAGUCGACUGAUCAAUUUGCGGCAACUUGGGCAAGCAAUAACAACUGGUUGCUGCCACAAAGUCAAUACAGCUAUGAAAAGCCAGUGUACAAUUGGCUAGCCACGCCCACAACAACAACAACAGCACAGCCUACAACUGUUGCUAGCGUCAAAUCUUCUGCCAAAGUGGCUGAAAGCCAAAGCGAACAAACUUCAAUUUAUGGUUUGGCUAAAGAUUCAUUGAUCAUGCGACUGCUGCGUGCGCAAAGCAGCAGCAAUAGUGUUUUAUAA